Messenger RNA from Gracilinanus agilis (Agile Gracile Mouse Opossum), 1774 nucleotides. RefSeq names its product bone morphogenetic protein 7 (gene BMP7). Gene Ontology annotation, cellular component: extracellular region. Gene Ontology annotation, biological process: SMAD protein signal transduction. The coding region runs from base 1 to 945 and encodes 314 amino acids. The transcript is spliced from 7 exons. Gene Ontology annotation, molecular function: cytokine activity; growth factor activity. The record is from RefSeq and is a predicted model, not a curated record. Lineage: Eukaryota; Metazoa; Chordata; Mammalia; Didelphimorphia; Didelphidae.
AUGCCUUGGGCACAGCUGAAGCAACAGCAAAGGCUUUCAGAGCUCUCAGCCACAGAUGGUAAAAGAGUGGAGCAUGACAAAGAAUUUUUCCACCAGCGCUAUCAUCAUCGGGAAUUCAGGUUUGAUCUCUCCAGGAUCCCAGAGGGAGAAGCUGUGACUGCCGCUGAGUUUAGGAUAUACAAGGAUUAUAUCCGAGAGCGCUUUGAUAAUGAAACUUUCCGGAUCAGUGUCUACCAGGUGCUUCAGGAGCACACAGGGAGGGAUUCAGAUUUGUUUCUGCUUGACAGUCGAACUAUCUGGGCUACGGAGGAGGGUUGGCUGGUAUUUGACAUUACAGCCACGAGUAAUCACUGGGUGGUGAACCCACAGCACAACCUCGGCCUGCAGCUGUCAGUGGAGAGUCUAGAUGGACAAAGCAUCAACCCCAAGAUGGCAGGUCUGGUUGGAAGACAUGGUCCCCAGAACAAGCAGCCAUUUAUGGUUGCAUUCUUUAAGGCCACAGAAGUACAUCUUCGUAGUAUCCGGUCUACAGGAACCAAACAACGCAGCCAAAACAGAUCAAAGACACCAAAGAACCAGGAAGCUUUGAGGAUGUCCAAUAUUGCAGAGAACAGUAGCAGUGACCAGAGGCAAGCUUGUAAGAAACACGAACUCUAUGUCAGCUUCCGAGAUCUGGGAUGGCAGGACUGGAUCAUUGCCCCUGAAGGUUAUGCAGCCUACUAUUGUGAAGGAGAAUGUGCUUUCCCCCUGAAUUCUUACAUGAAUGCCACAAACCAUGCUAUUGUUCAGACACUGGUUCAUUUUAUAAACCCAGAGACUGUGCCAAAACCUUGUUGUGCUCCAACCCAACUCAAUGCCAUCUCCGUUCUCUACUUUGAUGAUAGCUCCAAUGUCAUUCUAAAAAAAUACAGGAACAUGGUUGUCCGGGCCUGUGGUUGCCAUUAGGCUUCUAUCAGUUUAGCCUCGGGUUUCAGAUCUUCUUGUGCUGCAGAAGGAACCCUGUUGUGGAUCAUCUUGCAAAGAGCUGGGGCCUUCCGCAACACGUCCUUUUGAGAGGAACCACACUAUGCUGCCAUUUCCAAGGGUGUGGUGUGUGCUUUAUGUGUGUAUGUGUGUGUGUGUGUGCAUGUGUGUAAAAGGUGUAGGGAUGAUUGAGCAAAAUCUUCAGGGCAAGUUGGCACAAGACAAACAAAGCGGUCUUACUGAAAAUCUGGCCACAGCAAUUGGCUUCUGAGUCUCAACCCAAAGAUGACUCACUCUCCGGGGAUAAUUAUGAACGCCCCUUCAUCUAGGCCACCCAGCAGGGUAGGGGUGUGUGUGUCUGUGUGUGUGUCUUUGUGUGAGUGUGCGGGUGUGCACAUCUAUAUGUGCUUAGUAAGAAUGACUUGGAAGUUCCUGUAAUAAAAGUCAUAAUAAAACGAAUGAAUGAAAAAUGGUUAGGAUGUUAGAUACAUUUCCUAAACAAUUUAUCCCAAUUCCCUUAUUUACCCCAACUUCAUAAACAGAAGCUGUGGCUGGGUAUCGGAGGGCCCUGAAAUCGCAGGAAGGUCUUGACAUUUGGCUCACAAGAACAGAAAGCACGCAUGGGUUUACUCACUCAAAAUACAAGUGGGUAUAAGGGGAAAAUGAAUUUCCACUCUGGGGAAUGUGUUGACAUUGAUUGGAGAAGGAAAAAUCCAAAGUAAAUAAACUCCAAAGGACGUGUUCACUUUCUGAAUUUGUGUUGUGUGUGCCAGAGAUUAAAUAGGCAUGUUAAAUACCAGCAGUAAUCUGA